Myodes glareolus (Bank vole) is the source of this 1402-nucleotide messenger RNA. NCBI's taxonomy places the organism in Eukaryota, Metazoa, Chordata, Mammalia, Rodentia, Cricetidae. The record is from RefSeq and is a predicted model, not a curated record.
UUCAAUUUAAAUAAUGCAGACUAUUCAAUAAAAAAUAAAGCUUUAGACAUAGUUCUUCAAUGAGAGAACUGUGUAAAUAGAGUAAAGUGAUAAAUAUUUUAGCAAACAACUUGAAAUAAUGCACACCCAUAAUGUAUUUCCAGGGUCUACUGACCAUAAUAAAUUUAUUUACAUUUUAAAUAGGAAUGAAAAUGGCAUCUGACAACUUCGCAAUGGGAAUUUUCCUCUUUUCCCAGAUCACAGUGGGAGUGCUUGGAAAUUCUUCAAUACUAUUUUAUUAUCUGAUUUUUAUAUUCAAUGGAAAGCAUUUAAUGCCCAAAGACCUGAUUAUAGAGCACUUGACUUUAGCCAAUUGUUUGUCUAUCAUCUCAAGAGGCAUUCCAAGGGCAAUGUCAGAUUUCGGAUUUAAGAAUUUCCUAGAUGAUGUUGGAUGUAAAUUGAUCGUGUACAUUUACCGAAUAGUGAGAGGGGUGUCCCUGUAUGUCAUGUGCCUACUGACCUGUUUCCAAGCAAUCACAAUCAGCCCCAGGAACUCCAGGUGGAUGAAGCUGAAACACAGAGCCACCAAGUACAUCGGUCCCUCCUGCUCACUCAGUUGGCCUGUGCACCUGGUUCUAAACAUCUUGACUCCAGCAAGAGUAUCAGGCCCCAUUUCCAACAAAAAUGUGACUAGCAGACUGAGUUACGGGUACUGCUCCUGGUUUGCCUCCGGCAAUGUGGCAACGGCCCUGUAUAUGUUCUUUCUGUGCUUCACUGAUGGCCUAUGUCUGUGUCUCAUGGCCUGCUCAAGUGUCUUCAUGGUGAAUGUCCUCUACAGACAUAAGAGACAAGUCCAGCACAUCCACAGUGCUCAACUCCGUCUGAAAGUCUCGCCUGAGGACAGAGCUGCCCAAACUAUCCUUACCCUGGUGUGCAUAUUUGUCACCUCUUAUGCAUUCUCCUCCAUUGUUGUCAUCUUUACGACCUACUCCAAAGGGACAGUGCUAUGGAAAGUAAGUGUAUUUCUAUUUCUAGAAAUGUGCUUUCCCAUAGUUUGCCCAUUUGUUCUCCUCAGCAAUAUCAAGUCUAGUUCCAGUCUGUUUUUACCAUGCUGUGGUAAGAGAAAACUUCUUCCAAAUUUGACAUGAACCCUGCUUAUAUGCCUUUGCUGAAUUAUUUCCAUAUUCUUUUAUUUAUUGUAGAAUGCUAAGACUCCAGUUUGAACAUGUCAGAUAUCCUCCUGCCUCUACCUCCUUCAACAAAUCCUGUUUUCAUAUUCCAUAACAACUGGCAAUAAAACUCAAGUCCAUAUGGAUCAAAGACUUCAGCAUAAAUCAGGUACAAUGAAUAUUAUAUAAUAGAAAAUGGAGAAUAGCAUUAAACUCAUUGAUACAGGGACAACUUCCUGAAUAGAACAUGGAUA